Molecule: messenger RNA, 2258 nt
Organism: Vidua chalybeata
Lineage: Eukaryota; Metazoa; Chordata; Aves; Passeriformes; Viduidae
Product: E3 ubiquitin/ISG15 ligase TRIM25-like
Exons: 6
Coding region: 462-1676 (404 amino acids)
Molecular function (GO): zinc ion binding
Source: RefSeq, a predicted model, not a curated record
AGGGUCACGUGUAGUCGUUGGGGAACAUCCCAUUCCUGCAAUUAUUCUUUUUUGGUCACAGGUGUCCAAAAACAUUUCUUCUCUUUGACGGGAUCCCAUUGCUGUGGUCAGAGCAGGUAAUUAGUGCUUACCAGCAUUGCCUUGGCUCACAGACUUUAGGGCUGAGAUAACCGCUUGCACACAGGACAAAGCUCGGUGCGGUAAACCGAAAGGAAUUCCCCAAGAUUUCAUUAAACACGACUUGUUACAACUUUUUUUCACAACACCUGGACAGCCACAGGCCCUCCCACGUGGCUCCGAGAGGCAGGAAGCUGGAGAGAGGGGCGGGAAGACCCUCCCUUGCAAGGGGGAGGAGGCAGCAGCUUUUAGCCCACGGGGUAUUUUCCCUCCUCGGCGCUGCCCGCCUUCUCUGUCCCCUCCCAGCAGAGCCCUCCCUCUCAGCCCUGCCCGGAGCUGGAGCCAUGGCCCGGGCAAAGGCUAUGUCCGGGCUGAAGGAAGAGCUGACCUGUCCCAUCUGCCUGCACAUCUACAAGGACCCAACGACCGUGGGCUGCAGCCACAGCUUCUGCAGGACCUGCAUCCAGAAGGUGCUCCUGACCCAGAAGAGCCCUGCCCGGUGCCCGCUGUGCCACUCGCGCGUCGGGGAGCUGCGGCCCAACUUCCACCUCCGCAACAUUGUGCAGAAGUUCCUGGAAGCUCCCGCGCACCAAGAGGAGGAAAAGCAGGAAGGGCAAGGCAGGGAGAAGGGGGAAAGCUCGGGCCAGCCAGAGGAGGUGGUCCUGUGUGAUUCCUGCCUCCAGGAGCCGCAGCCCGCAGUGAAGACGUGCCUGAGCUGCGAAGCCUCGCUGUGCCAAGCGCACCUGAGCAGGCACAACAGCAAGAACGACCAGAAGAACCAUGUGCUGGUGGAGCCCUGCGAUGGCCAGCUUUUGGCUGAGAGGAGAUGCCCCCAGCACGGCAAACUGCUGGAGUGCUUCUGUGAGAGUGACUGGCAGUGCAUCUGCGUCCUGUGCUCCGUCAUCUCCCACAAGAACCACAAGAUCAUCAGCUUGGAGGAGGCUUUCAACGAAGGCCAGGUAUCUUUUCCUGGUACUCUGGAAACACUGAAAAACCAUGAAGCUGCAGUGGAUGAAGCCAUAGCAAACCUGCUGAAACAAAAGGAGGGGCUAAAGACUGAUCAGAGCCAGCGGAGGGAACAAUUGGAGAGCCUGUUCAAGGAGAUGUAUAUGGAGCUAGAGAAGAAAAAGGGGGAAGUCCUGAAAGUUCUCAGUGACUACGAGGAGGAACAACUUUCCAAGAUUCAGGCAGAGGUGAAUGAUCACAAGGGGAUGAAGGAUUUGGCCAGCCAGGAUGUUCAGGAGCUGGAGGCUCUGAGAAAUCAGAAGGACACGCUUCUUUUCACCAAGGCUUUUGCAGCGAUUAAAGGCAGGAAAUGCAAGCCACUUCCUAACAUGGAUGGUGUGAGGCUGCCAAAGCCACUCAUUACUUUGGAUAAAUCAGCAACAGAUGCUAUUUUGAGAUUUUUCCAGCAAUUCCUGUCAAAGAUGGAGAACUCCUUUAAGCAGCCAUCACCUAGAGAAUGCAGACCAGCAGCUACUGGUCCAUCAUUUUUUGUUGGUCCUACAGCAUACCCUGGAUGCAUGUAUGGAUCUACCUCUCAUUUUCCUUUCAAGUAGCCUAACAGAAUACAAAUUCAGUGGCAAUCAUAAUGACAAUCAUAGAAAGGAGGGAAGACAGAGAGAAAAGCCAACCAAAGCCAUCCAUGCACAGCACGAUUGUUCCCCCAUCACCUGCUCUCUCAUGUCCAGCCUCCUUGUGGCCAUCUCCCCCCAGUUCAUAUGCUGGGCAUGGUGUUCUGUGGUGUGGAAUAUCUCUUUGUCCAGUUUGGGUCACCAGCCCUAGCUAUGCUCCUUCCCAGCUUUUUGUGCACCUCCUCGCUGGCAAAGCAUGAGGCACAGAAAGCUCCUUGGCUCUGGUCUAGCACUGCUCAGCCACUGCCAAACCAUCGGUGUGUUACCACCAUUAUUCCCUACUGAACCCAAAACUGUACCAGCUGCUGAGAAGAGAAUGAAUUCUCAGGAAUGGAAUUCUCAUGAUUAGAAUGAAUCCCGUCCCAGUGGACAGGACUCCAAUACACACAGUGCCAUCCCAGAGCUGCUGGGAGGAGGACACCAGCAAGGAGAGCUGCUGGAAGCUUGGAAUUCUUUGUGCCUGGUUUGAAUGCUGCCUGCAAAUGCCACACAAUAACCUCUGUGCAU